AUGGCUCCAAUCUCGAAGGACAGUGAGAUUUUCAUUGCGGCAAUAGACUUAGGAACUUCAUUUUCUGGGUGGGCAUUUGCCACUAUUUCGGAUCUGGAGCAAGAAAUAAAGCCUAAUAUAUAUAUUAAGUCUUGGUAUUCAACAUACACGCAAAUUGCAACAGGAAAAACACCAACAUGCGCUUUGAUAAAACCAGACGGUCAAACCCUAGACUCAUUUGGCUACGAGGCAGAGAGAAGAUAUGACGAUCUAGUAUCAAAGAAACAACACGAGAGUUAUUUCUUCUUUAAAAACUUCAAAACUAGUCUGUAUGGAAAAUAUUACCAGCCGUUAAAGACUGGAAUGAAGCUAAUUGAUCAGAUGGGAAAGGUGCUACCAGCAAUCAUCGUAUUCUCAGCAAGCAUUCGGUUUUUAGCCGAGGACAUGUUCACUGAUUUAAAAAGAAGAUUUCAAGAUAUAAGAUCGGGAGAUAUUAAAUGGGUAAUCACCGUCCCUGCCAUCUGGACAGACCAAGCAAAAUAUUUGAUGAGGGAAUAUGCCUUACAGGCAGGAUUAUCAUCGGAGAGUAUAAUGAUAGCACUUGAGCCAGAAGCUGCGUCAGUUUGUUGUCGACAACUUGAUGUGUGUACUGUUGAUAGAGACACGGGUGUUACAUUAUCCUCCCUGGAGGUUGGUAGUAGAUACCUCGUGCUGGAUGCUGGGGGUGGAACAAUAGAUUUAACAGUACAUGAAAUCACAUCUGCACAAUGUAUUAAACAAGUUGUGGCCUCAAGUGGUAAUAUACACGGUGGUAAUGCAGUGAAUGAUGAGUUCGAAAAUUUUUUGAAAACAGUUUUAUCUGAUGAAAAGUAUGAACGAUUUAAACGGACAGAAACUGAAGAUUGGCUGUACUUAAUGGGUGACUUUGAAACCAAAAAGAAAUCUUAUAACCCCCAAAAACAUGAUCAUGUAAAUAUGAGGAUUCCGCAAAGUUUGAAAGAUAUAUAUGAAUCAAGUAAGCGAAGUUCGAUUACUAACGUGUUUAAGAAACAUAAAAAUUUAAAAGAUGUUUUCGGAGAAAUGGAUGUCACUUUAAAAAGGGACAAGCUCAGUUUCCCGUCACACGUUUUUGGCAGGUUUUUUCACCUGGCGAGUGUAAAAGCAGUGCAUGAAAUCAAAAAGAUGAUAGGGAAAAUAAAUGGAGAAAGAAUUUCCUGCAUAAUUAUGGUAGGUGGCUUCUCUGAAUGUAUUAUUUUGCAACAAGCUGUUAAAACUGAAUUUACAGACAUUCCUGUUGUUGUACCAAUAGAGGCUUCGACUGCAGUGCUAAAAGGUGCAGUUUUGUAUGGACAUCAUCCUUUUGUUAUUUCUGAGAGGGUUGUAAAAUAUACAUACGGUGUUUCAAGUAUUGCAAAAUUCAUACCGGGUGAACACCCAAUUGAAAAGCGUUUCGUCACUGAUAUCGGAGUGGGGUGCACAGAUAUAUUCAACAAGCACGUUACUCGGGGAGAUUUAGUCAAAACAAGAGAAUCGCAAUACAGGGAAUGGUAUUUUCCACAGUAUCGAAAUCAAAAGAAAGUAGAAUGGGAUAUAUGUGUAUCAAAACUUGCAAACCCUAGGUUUACCACAGACAAGGACUGCCAUGUUAUUGGCAAGAUCAUCUUAUACUUAUCUGGCUCAGAUGAUAUGUGUCAUAGCCCGCUAGAAGUAACAUUUAUGUUUGGAGGCACAGAAAUUACUGUUACUGCCGAAGAAGCGAAGACACGGAGAAAUGUGAAAACAGUUGUCAGUUUCCUUGAAUAAGGUUGACGUGAAAACAACGAACUCAUUUCUUCGCUUACCAUUCCGUAGAUUACACUUGACAGAUUUUAGAAAACAACGAACUAGAAAUUUCACAUACAUCUAGAUGUCUUCUAAAGCAACAAUGAUGGGAAUAUUGCAGUUUUGUUUUAGUUGUGUUUAUAUGUAUACAUUGUACACAGCACACAGAACAUAAUUGAUAACUACCACAACCGUCAUCAAAUUUCAUUUAUUUAAAUAUUUCAUAUUUAAAGCUACAUUAAAUGAAUAUGUAAAAAUAUUUUUGCCGUCGGCCGAAAAACCAAGCAUUCUACAGUUUCAUUAACCUUUUUAUAAGUAUCGUUGUAAAUCUCAUCAAAUAUUGUUUGAUAAGGAUUUUAAACGGAAAACCCUACGGUAACACUAAAGUUUGUAUACGAAUUUUAACAUGCAAAUGUAGACUAUAAUCAGCUCGCGUUCCUAUCCGGAACAGAGCAAAAAUAAGAUUUUCUUGUGCAAACAAACACACUUAACGGUUUAAGCUUCACGGUGCACUAGGCCUGGGGUUCAGAAAAAAUAAUCAUCUCAUAAAAAAGAUUAACUUUUUAUGAAAAUAUCGUUACAAUGCGGAAAUAUACCGUUGAAUUAGGACUGCUACUUAUAGACAUGUUUGUUGAUUAAACAUUGAUGUACGGAUGGUCUGAAGGCGGAGUUUCUCAUGCAAACAGAAAUUGUACUUCCGAAUUCGCCACAAUGAGGUUGCACAUUUGUAUGCCUAUAAAACUCUUUGUGGUUGUCUGGACACCAACAUAAGAUCUGGAGUCGAUAUGAAACUCAAUUUAUUAAUGAAAUGUCGUUAUUUCUGUUUUUUUUUUUUUAAUUUAUUAAAUGUAACUUUAAACAACUGAUGGAAUUCCUGAAAAUAAGUAACCAUUUGACAUCGUGUCAUAUUGAGUCAGAUGUAAAGUAAUCGAGUAACUCAGUCGAUUACAAUAUACAUCAACGUAACCUUAAGCAUAUAAUUGUUAGAAAUUAGCAUAGAAAUUGUUCUAGGAUAUUCCUAGCAUGGCGCUCUCCUAAAAUUGUUCUAAUGGUUCUGCUGAGUUCAACAUCUGGGUCAGGAGGGCUGAAAUAGAUUUUUAAAAUAAAGUCUUUAAAAAAAUCUUUUUCUCUGAAAGUGCAAGGCCUAAAGCUAUGAUAUUUUGUGUGUAGCAUUAUCUUAUAAAACUCUAAAACAAUUGUUCAAAUUAUAGCCCUGGGGUCAAAAUUGGCCCCGCCCCGGGGCCAUUGACUUUCACGAUGUACAUAUAAUAACAAAAUAAAAAAGUUUUUCCUUCUGACAGUGCAAAGCAUAGAGAAGAAUAUAUAUAUUUUGUGUGUAACCUCAUUUAAAUAGAUGAAAAUCUACAAAAGAAAUAUUCAAAAUAUAGCUUUGAAGUCAAAAUUGGCUUCGCCCCAGGUUGUCAUAGGUUUUCCUUGUAUCGAGGGUUUAGCGCAUGACUGUAGUAACUGUAUAUUUGUACAUUUUACAAGAGAGGCAAACAAAUCUUUUUUAAACUCUUCAACCUCAUUGUAACUAAGAGGUAGGGGUUCGGGGGAUGAUUCUUUGUAUCAAUUUUUGUAUAUUAAUUGUAUAUUAAUUGUAAUGCCAAUAAGGUACUAUUUUGUCCAGCAGUCCCAAGUAUGAUUCUCUUCUAUGUUGACACUUUUAUUACAGCAGAGGCACAAAAUAGUCAUUCACGAUACUUCCUUGUAUUGAAGCUAAUGUAGGACAAAAAUAUUUUUCAUGUCAAAAAUCGAAUUUUUUCUGGAAUAAGAAAUUACUGUACAGUAGUCAUUUUACAAGUACCGGUACUGAUACUGCGUCACUUACACAAAGUUGAUUUUUUUCAAAAAUUCCAUUUUUUUGACUGAACACACUUGAAAUUCUUUAACUUUAUCUGGUUUUGUUUUGUUAACAGAAACAUUUAAUUUUUAUUAAAUGCAUAAUUGUGUUUUAAAGUAUCCAGAUUUAGCAUGAAGCAUGAUAGUCUACAAUUUGAAACGUACUUAAAGUAUAACUUU
This is a messenger RNA of Ruditapes philippinarum (Manila clam), 3822 nucleotides long. Its product is annotated as heat shock 70 kDa protein 12B-like. NCBI's taxonomy places the organism in Eukaryota, Metazoa, Mollusca, Bivalvia, Venerida, Veneridae. The record is from RefSeq and is a predicted model, not a curated record. Bases 1 to 1782 code for a protein of 593 amino acids. The transcript has 5 exons.